AUGUUCGUCCUCGCUGCCGUUGCUCUCGUCGGUCUCGUCAUCCCAAAUGCGGAUCCCGGGGAUGUCAUUACCUUCACCUUCAAGCAGAAGAACCACACCGUCACCCAGUCUUCUCUGAACGCUCCCUGCUCCUUCCUCGAGGGAGGCUUUGACUCCGGCUUUGUGCCCAUCGCCGACGACCAGACCACGAACUUCACAGUCGCACAGUUCCUCGUCGAGGACACCCAGCCCGUCUGGGUGUACUGCCGCCAGACCGGCCACUGCCAGAAGGGCAUGGUCUUCGCCAUCAACCCGGGCAACAACUUCGACACCUUCAUGAACAACGCCCUCGGCACCGCGUCCGCAUCCUCCUCCACCUCCGCCGUCGCGACCUCGUCCGUCCCGGCGAUCUCGACCCAGGCCCCGAGUUCGGUCAGCGUGAUUACCGUGACGGCGACGACGACGGUGAACGGCGCGGCGCAGACGACGACAUACACGACCGCCUCCUCAUCGUCGUCCUCCGCUGCCGCGUCCCCCUCGGGCGCCGCGGUCUCGCACGUCGUCAUGGUCGGCGGCAACGGCGCGCUCGAGUUCACGCCCCGCAACCUCUCCGCGGCCGUCGGCGACCGGAUCACGUUCCAGUUCGCGGACAAGAACCACACCGCGACGCAGAGCUCGUUCGCGGACCCGUGCGCGCCGCUCGGCGCGACGAGCGCGAGCGGCCAGGUCGGCUUCGACUCGGGCUUCAUGCCCGCGAGCGCCGCGGCGGUCGCGCCCGUGUUCACGGUCACGGUCAACGACACCGCGCCGAUCUGGGUGUUCUGCAAGCAGACGAACCCGAAGAGCCACUGCAACGCCGGGAUGGUCUUCGUGCUCCACCACCAGCUCGACGGGCAACACGGCGGCGCGCUCUCACGGGCGCGCGCGGCGGCGUCGUCGCCGCUGCCGUCCUCAUCGGCGCGCUGCUCCAGCUCUGACUCUGAGCUGUUCACGACUUCCGCUUCGAGCGGCACCAGGCGUCUGGACGCCUGA
Molecule: messenger RNA, 1011 nt
Organism: Epithele typhae
Lineage: Eukaryota; Fungi; Basidiomycota; Agaricomycetes; Polyporales; Epitheliaceae
Exons: 5
Coding region: 1-1011 (336 amino acids)
Source: RefSeq, a predicted model, not a curated record